Mytilus trossulus (common blue mussel) is the source of this 618-nucleotide messenger RNA. Its product is annotated as probable serine/threonine-protein kinase qkgA. The coding region runs from base 1 to 618 and encodes 205 amino acids. The record is from RefSeq and is a predicted model, not a curated record. NCBI's taxonomy places the organism in Eukaryota, Metazoa, Mollusca, Bivalvia, Mytilida, Mytilidae. The transcript has 4 exons.
AUGGCCAUUAAGGACAAAAGACCAGCAAUAUCUUAUGAUGAAUCAAUGAAAUCAGAGACGGUAUCCAUGGAACCUAAAAUAAUAAAACCUCUUGAUGAACCUCUAGUAACACCUCAGCAGUCAAGCCAAUCCUCUGAACAAGCAGCAAGGGAUUUUGAAACCAUGCUAACCGCUAAGUCUAAAGUUGAUGUACACGACAAAGAGGAAUAUGCCACAUUUUUUCUAUGGUAUUUUGCAGGGGAUGAAGAAUUUUACCGCACACAUCAAACCUUUUUGUCCCAAGAUGCAAUGUAUCUUGUUGUAACAAAACUCAAUGAAGCAGAUGAUUCUAAUGCACAAGCUUUAUUCCGACUCUGGAUUGACUCAAUACAUUGCUACAGUAGACUGGAAGAGGGAAAUAUCAUAUCGGAUUACAGGACGACAAAGUCAGGUAAUCUGGAUCCACCAAUAGUUAUUGCUGCUACAUGGACAGAUGCUGUAUAUGCCGCAGAAGCUGGAACGGUACGUUGCGUUGUCGAAGGCAGCAUGCGAGCAUUUUCAAAUGUAGCUGAAGAGUCAACUAGAACAGGAAGUUUGACUGGGAUGAUAUUAAAAAAAGAUGAUGAUGUUGUUGAUUAA